AUGGCAUUGGGAAGUAUUUGCUGGCGCUGGAUCAGGCUAAGGCCUUUGAUUGGGUGGACCACGAGUACCUCUGGCGUCUCCUUUGACCAGUAUGGCCUGGAAGGGAGGUUCAUUGAAUGGCUAAAGACAUUGUACAAAGGGGCAGAGAGCUUCAUGCUGGUUAACGGUUGGGUUGGGCAGCCUUUCAGGGUAGGCUCAGGGGUGCGCCAGGGGUGUCCGCUGAGCCCCUUGCUUUAUGCUUUUGCCAUCGACCCCUUCAUCAGGAGGCUAGAUGGCGGGGUUUUGGCUGGGGUGCUGGUUGGGGCGCAACUGGUGAGCCGCCUUUGA
Molecule: messenger RNA, 327 nt
Organism: Staurois parvus
Lineage: Eukaryota; Metazoa; Chordata; Amphibia; Anura; Ranidae
Source: the annotation of a GenBank genome assembly